Messenger RNA from Rhea pennata, 979 nucleotides. It is a transcript of the gene CENPX, whose product is annotated as centromere protein X. Bases 32 to 280 code for a protein of 82 amino acids. Gene Ontology annotation, biological process: DNA repair; replication fork processing; resolution of meiotic recombination intermediates. The record is from RefSeq and is a predicted model, not a curated record. Gene Ontology annotation, cellular component: Fanconi anaemia nuclear complex; FANCM-MHF complex. Gene Ontology annotation, molecular function: protein heterodimerization activity. Lineage: Eukaryota; Metazoa; Chordata; Aves; Rheiformes; Rheidae. The transcript has 5 exons.
GGGGCGCGGCGCGGCGCGGCGGGAAGGCGCCAUGGAGGAGCGGGCCGGGCGCGCCGGCGGCUUCAGAAAGGAGACCGUGGACCGGCUGCUCCACCUCCACUUCCGGGACGGGCGGACCCGAGUGAACGGCGAGGCGCUGCUGCUGGCGGCGGAGAUGCUGAAGGUGUUUGUCCGCGAAGCGGCCGCGCGAGCAGCACGGCAGGCUCAGGCAGAGGACCUGGAGAAAGUGGAUAUCGAACAUGUGGAGAAAGUGCUGCCACAGCUGCUUCUAGACUUCUAGAGACUCAGUGAAGCAAAUAUGACAUGCCAGCUGCUAGCAGAAGACCCUGAUCUGACAGUGAACAUCUGGAUUGUUAUCCUCGGAGUUUAGCUCUAGGAAGAACAGCAUCACUUUCUUUUUCUGCCAUAUUGUUUCUGUUUUCUCUUUCCUUUACCAAGCAUGACAAAGCCCUAGGCAACUACACUGUCAGAUGGUAUUUUUGGGAGGAGGCUGCCACAUUUGUUUUGGUAGACUAGGCGUGCAACAGGUUUUUAUCUUGCUGCCUUAUUCCUGCAACAGUAGCUUGUACCCCACAGCAUAGGUAAGGUGCUGCUGCUUUCUCAGAUUACAUGAGAAACAGGUGCUGCUUCACUGAGAUGCAAGGCAAGACUUAAUAGCUGGAAAUGUCAUUCUAACUGCAGGCUCUCAUCACCUCAGCAGGCAGCUGUGGCAGAAACUUUAGGUCCAGCUCCGUGCCUGUCUAAUGAAUGGUUUGUUAACAGAAGCUCAGUUACAGGCUCUUGCCAAAAGCAGAUAUCUGAUCUUUAUUUUAUAAAUAAACAGUGUCUGUUCCUCAAUACCUUCCAGUAUUUCUUCAGGGCUCUGACAUCAAAGAAUGCUUAGAACCUUUUAACUACUUGAUAUUCUCCUCAGAAGCUGCUUCCCUCUGCUAUAAAUUUGUUCUCACAAAGAAACAUCAAUAAAUCAAAGCCAAGUCUC